Trypanosoma rangeli is the source of this 2682-nucleotide messenger RNA. RefSeq lists its product as uncharacterized. The transcript has a single exon. The record is from RefSeq and is a predicted model, not a curated record. The coding region runs from base 1 to 2682 and encodes 893 amino acids. Gene Ontology annotation, biological process: cellular response to nitrogen starvation; autophagosome assembly; late endosome to vacuole transport. NCBI's taxonomy places the organism in Eukaryota, Euglenozoa, Kinetoplastea, Trypanosomatida, Trypanosomatidae. Gene Ontology annotation, cellular component: phosphatidylinositol 3-kinase complex, class III, type II; phosphatidylinositol 3-kinase complex, class III, type I; phagophore assembly site.
AUGAGUGCUUCGAGGGGUGAGGGAGGGAAUGUUACAAGGACUCUCGAGGCGACACGAGAUGGUGCGGCGUACGCCCCGGUUUGCGCGGUGUUUACAUGCUGCGUGUGCCGCCGCACAGUUCAACUUGAUGGAAAAAAUGUUGCGUGUCAUAAGAGUCUCGUCACCCCAACCGCAAGACGCCUUUUAUCGCCAUUUUCAACAUCAACACUACCUGCUGGGGGGUUCCUGAUGUCAUCCCGAGCGUCGAGCCGCUUGGACGAUGAGGAAAGCGAGCGGCGGCGUAUUCGGGAUCGUCACAUGGGUGCUCUCCACAAAGUCGAAGAGGCAUGGUCAAGGCAAGAGGAGCGGGAGCAGCAAACGUGCCUCGAGGAACCCUGUGACGUGGUGGGCAAACGUGAGCUGCAAGAAACUCUGCGGCGGCAGAGGCUGCAUCCCGCCAUCAAAGGGUCCCUGUUAAGUGCGGCGGGAAAGUACGCUCCGCUCGCACCAUCGCCACUAUCACCGUGGCUUAACGAACGGCAUGCUCUACUGAAGAAAGAUUUACGUCCCAUGCGAGUAAGCACACCUCCGGCGAUGUCGUCGGACAUGAGGCGCACAACAAGGGCCCAAAGUCGUAUGGUAACGCGCCUCUCGCCAUUUUUCGUAUACCAGUAUGAGUGGUUGGCCACUGAAGAGUUGGCGGUGUACAUACAAGAGCUUUGGCGCAUGCUCUAUGAUGGUCCGGUUCCACCGCCGCGGCCAUCAAGUCAAUUGACCGUUCAACGUGCCGAAUUUUGCUCGAACCAACCGACGGUGGCUGCCAUCGCUGCACCUGCGUUUACUGUCACGCCCCCUAGUGGAACUCAUCAGCGUGAGCCAAUACGCUUGGUGUCCCAGUUAUCAUUGCCGACUACGUGUGAUACUUUGCCGGUAUCUGCCGUUGGGCGCACUCAGUCGCUUUCUGUGCUUUCGGAGGACAUAUCUGCUUUCCAUCCUCACGUGUCUUUCACCUCGGAAAAUGCUGUGCAUCUGCACAUCGGUCUAACAACAGGACAAGCAGUGCCAUAUUCGCCAAGAAUUCUUCAUACACGCAAAAUUACGUCCAUGACGCCUCAUGCAGCGGAACUUCCCGGUGCGGCAAACACCACAGCUGUGCAGCGGGCAAGGGCAGCUGGCGGUGCAUCUCCCAUGGCGACAAUAUCUUCUUCGUCGCGGAAGUCAUGUCCCGCAUCUCCCUCUAGGGAGGCAUUUCUCUCAAACUUUGCUCGAAAGUUACUGUGCCUCGUGGUGCAUAAGAGCCGCACGGACGUUCCACUCUGUAUGUCUUGUUGGAAAGACUCGCUGGAGUCGCAGCAAAAAGAGACGACUCGCACCAUGGAGGAUGUUACUGCCCUCACUGCUGUGUAUACCAACCCUGAUGCGAAUAGCAUCAUCCUUUGCUUUUGCCGACGUCUUCAGCGUGAAGCGGCGAGAGUUGGGGCACAGAACAGUUUCACACGGCGGUUGGGCAUCACCAAUGAUGACGGCAAGCCUUUGGAGAGGCAGCAACAUUCAGAGGCUGACAAUGUGUUGGCAUGCGUUGCUGCAGCACAGAAGGAUGUCGUGCGGCAGGAGUCGUUGCACCGCCUGCAGGUUGAGGUGUGGGAAAAGGAAGAGAAGUCGCGCCUAGUGGUGAAAUCACGUCAAGCACUUCAGGGUGAAUUGACAGCGCUCUUAAAGCGACGCACGGCAGUAAAGGCUGAGUGGGAGAUGGUAACCGCCAAACACAAUGCUCAGCAAGUGGUUUCCUUCUUUAAUUUAGAAGACGCCGCGUCAGGAGUGUCGCUGCGCACGCAGCACGCAGCCUGUAGUUAUCGUUGGAUGUCUAAAAUGCAUGCGAUGUCUUUGGCAUUCCCUAUCGACAUUAGUGGCGCGGUGGCAACCAUCGCAGGACUGCGACUUGGAAAAUGUUCCGCAUCUGCAUCGUCACGAAGCCGUUCCUUAACUUGGACAUCACACGAGUUUGUCUCAGCAUCAUCGUCAGAGUCUGGCUCCGCAGUAGAGAUGGAUAGAUGUGUAGAGUCUACAGUGUUGAUGAACCUGCUGUAUAUGCAGCAGGAAUACUCGCGCAGCCUCCUCGGGAGCCGCAACGACAGUGUGAGUGUAGCGGAAAUCAAUCAGGCGUGUGGAUAUCUAUUGCUGCUUCUGAAGCAUAUCAAGGAGCACCACCGUAUUCCUUUGGAGAAAUAUGUGCUUCGACUGAAUGGCGAGCAAAGUACCGUGGAGGUUGUCUCUGCACGAGGGUCACCGCCGCAGAUGACGUGCCGCUCGUCGGACUUUUUUAUUUGUGAGAAAUUAUUUUCAUGGAAGACGUUUGGUGCUGCAUGUGUCACGGUUGCGUCAUUUGUGCAGGAGCUUGUAAUGUGGAUGCAAGACCGUCUACUUGGGCUCCGAGAAGCCGUUCAUCGGCGCCUUACGGAAGAAGUGGCGGCGGUGCAUUCAGCGUGGGUGUCCUCUGCCACGCCUGUCUUGGAAUCACUGGUGCCUGCGGAGGCGCCAUAUGUUAUUAUGCAGGACAAGGUGGACGGUUUUCCCGUGUGCCACAGCGAUGUGAGUGAGGAGCUCUGGACGCUGGGGAUGAAGAAAUUGUUGGAGGUCGUUCGGUGGUGUGUGGCUGCCUCGAGGAACGUGGACGAGUUACAGCGUGUGUUGGAGGCGGCGUAG